AUGGCCGAGAAAUCGGGAAAUGAGCCUGAGGCCGAGUGUCCCGUCUGCUGGAACUCAUUCGACAAUACUUUCCGGACUCCCAAGCUGUUAGACUGCCGCCACUCCUUCUGCAUUGAAUGCCUGGCCCACCUGAGCUUGGUCUCUUCCUCCCGGCACCGGCUGCUGUGCCCCCUCUGCCGCCACCCUACAGUCCUGGCUUCAGAUCGGCCAGUGACUGACCUGCCCACAGAUGCUGCUGUCCUUACCCUGCUCCGUCUGGAACCCAACCACAUCAUCCUUGAGGGCCGGCACCUCUGCUUUAAGGAUGAGCGCAAGAGCAGAUACUUCUUGCGCCAGCCCAGGGUCUACACUCUCAACCUGGGGGUCGAGCCGGAGAGCCAGGAGGGCCCAGACCAGCAGAGGGCAGCGCCCCCUGCCCCUGUGCCAAUCCCCAGCCACUUGUCCCUGCGAGAGUGCUUCCGAAACCCUCAGUUUCGCAUCUUUACCUACCUGAUGGCCGUCAUCCUCAGUGUCGCCUUGCUGUUAAUCUUCUCCAUCUUUUGGACUAAACAGUUCCUCUGGGGAGCAGGAUGA
Messenger RNA from Trichosurus vulpecula (common brushtail), 573 nucleotides. RefSeq names its product ring finger protein 183 (gene RNF183). Gene Ontology annotation, biological process: protein ubiquitination. Gene Ontology annotation, molecular function: ubiquitin protein ligase activity. The transcript has a single exon. The record is from RefSeq and is a predicted model, not a curated record. The coding region runs from base 1 to 573 and encodes 190 amino acids. NCBI's taxonomy places the organism in Eukaryota, Metazoa, Chordata, Mammalia, Diprotodontia, Phalangeridae.